Messenger RNA from Dacryopinax primogenitus, 3092 nucleotides. RefSeq lists its product as uncharacterized. NCBI's taxonomy places the organism in Eukaryota, Fungi, Basidiomycota, Dacrymycetes, Dacrymycetales, Dacrymycetaceae. Bases 1862 to 2944 code for a protein of 360 amino acids. The record is from RefSeq and is a predicted model, not a curated record. The transcript has 5 exons.
AUUAAAUACACUUCUUGAUCACUGAAGAUCUGGCUCAUGGCUGAAAUAUUUAAAACUGAAGCUCGGGGCCAGUCCGAUACCCCCAUUGAACCAUGGCUGCCGAAGCACAUCACAUCGACCCACUCACGCUCCCUUUCCACCCCAUCCCUGCUUCCACUUCUCCAGGUGCAGUGGUGAAGCUCACCUUGCUGCACUGUGGUGAGAGUUGGACGCGCUGGGUCCAGUUCCGGCAACGCGAGACGGAGGAGGAGAUGAAGGAACGGGAGACAGGGGUGUUCUUUGCCUGGGUGGUCGAAAAACAGUUCGAUGACGGCAAAGUUGAAAGAUGGCUGUGGGAUGCUGGGGUGAUUAGCGUACGUCCUCUUUGUCUAUGGUGAUAUUCUGGUGUUGGCCUCCGCUCACAUGCAUGAAGGAUCUGGAUCGCGCUGGGGAAGGGAUGGCAAGCCUAUUCAGGUCUAGGUUCAUUUUCAACGUACCUCCCACCGCGCAGCUUCCGCAGCUGCUCAACCACCUCUCUCCACCACCUGCAACGGUGUCAAACCUUACAGGACUCUUCAUCUCUCAUGCCCAUCUGGACCACUAUGGUGCACUACCCGACUUCCCGGCUUCUCUGCCUGUUAUCUUUGGUCCAGGGACGAAGGCGUGGGCGGAGAGUUCCCUCGAUUUGGGAUUCCCCGUUCCGAGGAACUUUUGGGAGCAUCCGAAGUGGAUUGGGGAAGUCGGAGGGGAGGGAGCGAAAGGGAGAGGGAAAGGAUGGGAGAAGGUCGGGAGUUUUGAGCAUGCGUGGGACUGGUUUGGCGAUGGCAGCUUGUGGCUCGCCCAAGCGCCUGGGGUGAGCUUUACCCUCUCAUGUUGAUGAAUUUCUCGCUAAUGUGCUACCCUUCUCUCGUUUGUCUGCACCAGCACUGCCCGGGACAUAUGGUCGCCAUCGCGCGCGUGUCCACUUCCCCAGACACGUAUGUGCUCCUGGGCGGCGACACCUGCCACGCGCGACACAUCUACAGCCCCUUCCCGUCGCCCUCAGCCCGCGCGUCCUGUGCCUGCUUUGCUCUCCCUACCGAGGGUCUGGAUACCGAACCGUCCCAUACGAUGCACGAUGACCUCUUGCAGGCGUAUCAGAGCAUCGCCCGCCUGACGCGGAUGGAGAUGGAGGAGAAUGUGAUGUGUGUGUUGGCGCACGAGACGGAGGUUGCAAGGGAGCUAGGCGUGGGGAUCGGGGAGAUGAAAGGUGGGUGGGAGAAAUGGAAGGAAUUAGGUUGGAAGAGGAGGAAGGAGUCUGGGGAACCUCCAAGGAGAGAGGCGAUUUAGCGUUCCCUGUGGCCUGCAAGGAUUGAGGUUGAUGGGUCCUCGUACCACUUGAGGGGUUUGUUCAUUUCCGCCUGUUUAUGUCAUUCCGUUGUCCUGUUUUGCAGGUAGUGCUACCAAUCGACAGACACAGAAUCGCAGCCCGGCACCCGAAGGAGUCAUCCAGUCGUUUUCAGGCAUAGACCCGAGAUCGCAGGCAUUCUCAUUGUCUGUCCGUCCCCCUUUCACCUUGGAUUCGCAGUUAUACAAGCAGCCCAGGGGAGGAAGUCAACGAGCCCCGGCCCAGAACAACCCAGACAUCACUAUCCAGAGCAGUAAGACGGUCGGUCCCUUCUGUUCCACGCCCCCAUCACCCGAUCCAUUCAUCCCUCUGCACCAUCCAUAUGUUGUCCAUUCCAUCAGGCCGUUUUCUGCGGAGCAGUUCGCUGGCGGUCGUGGGUCCUUGAGAUGGCGUGGAUUCCCGAGAAUACUCCUUCGACGUACUUAACUCAGCGAAGCAUAUGCAUGAUGCACCACCACGCCCUCUUCAUCCACAACGAUAGCGACGGCGACAGCGAUGGAAACCCAAGCAGCGCACGUCGACCCCCUCUCACUCCCCUUUCACCCCAUCCCCGGCUCCUCCUCCCCAAACGCAGUCGUCAAGCUCACGCUGAUGAACUGCGGUGAGCUGACUGCCCGAUGGAUCCAGUUCCGCCAACGGGGGACGAAGGAGGAGAUGCAGGAGCAGGAAACGGCGGUCGUCUUCUCCUGGGUUAUCGAGAAACAACUUGAGGGAAAGGUAGAGCGUUGGCUCUGGGAUGCGGGGCUCGUUAGUGACGUAGACCGACUGGGACCUUCAGUAGCAGAGAACACCCGUACCAGAUUCGAAGUGCACGUCCCACCCAGCGCCCAGCUUCCAGAGUUAUUCACGCACCUCUUCCCCCCGCCCGCAACGCUCAACACGCUCACAGGGCUUCUGAUCUCCCACGCCCAUCUGGACCACUUCGGUGCUCUCCCCGAUUUCCCGACAUCGUUGCCUGUCCUCUUCGGGCCGGGGACGAAGGCCUGGGCGGAGGGAGGGCUCGAGUAUGCGUAUCCUAUCCCUGAGGACUUUUGGGAACAUCCGGCUUGGGUUGGGGAGGUUGGGGAAGAGGGUGCGAGAGGGAGGGGAAGGGGGUGGGAGAAGCUGGGGAGUUAUGAGAAAGCUUGGGACUGGUUUGGCGAUGGGGGUUUGUGGCUUGCCCAGGCGCCUGGGCAUUGUCCAGGACAUAUGGUAGCGUUGUGCCGUGUCUCUACCUCUCCCGACACCUAUGUCCUCCUGGGUGGAGACACCUGUCAUUCACGAUACAUCUACAGUCCCUUCCCUUCCCCCUCUGCUCGCUGGCCCUGCGCUUGCUGGGCCUACCCCGCUGAAGGACCUGAAGCAAAACCGUCGCAUACGAUGCAUGAGGACCUGUCUCUCGCGUAUGAGAGUAUCGCCCGAUUGACGAGGAUGGACAUGGAGGAUAACGUCAUGAGUGUCCUGGCGCACGAGACGGAGGUUGCGAGGGAGCUGGGGAUUGGGAUUGGGCAGAUGAAAGGCGGGUGGGAGGGGUGGAAAGAACUGGGUUGGAAGAGGAGGAAGGAGAGUGGGGAACCGCCCAGCCGGAAGGCGCUCUAAGUCGCUCGGGCUCCAGGAAGCUGGGUUGAAGGGCACCACUCAGGAAUACGGAAAUGGAAAUCAAUACAUGUACGGAACAACGUUUUGUUGUAUGACUCGAUACCUGAAGAAGCAGAGAAUGCGUUUAUUGCACUGCAACCUGCAUAUG